This is a messenger RNA of Mercenaria mercenaria, 1333 nucleotides long. RefSeq names its product semaphorin-5A-like. The annotation marks the transcript as partial. The record is from RefSeq and is a predicted model, not a curated record. NCBI's taxonomy places the organism in Eukaryota, Metazoa, Mollusca, Bivalvia, Venerida, Veneridae. The transcript is spliced from 9 exons.
AUGUGGAUUAAUGAAUUAGGACUAACUAUAGAUGAUGAAAUGGCAAUAUUACAUAAAAAAGGACUUAACUCAAAUCAUAUGGAGGCUGUAAACAAACUAUUACGCCAACAAGUAGGAAGUCAAAUUUCAGGCUUAACUGAACGUGUACCGUUGUUCCAUAAACCAGAACAGAAAUGGAAAUACAGAAAUGAACCUAUGGAGCCAACAACAUCUCCAUCAUGCCAGAUUCACACCACCCAUGCUGAUCAUUGGGUCUGUUCUAUUUUUCAUAACGGAAUUAUUUAUUUGAUAGAUAGUUUUGGAUUUGAAAGACCACCAAAUUCAGUGACUGUUCAACAAAAUACAACUAAAACUUCGGUACCCAGUAAACAACCAACAAAUGUACAGAAAUCUCUCCAAGUAAAAACCCCAGCCGCAAUACGAAACAUUCCCAACUACAAGCCACAGCCACAACGUAUAAACAAUGUAUCAAACAAUUCAACAUCGGCAAAGGCGUGCUAUACAAAUUCGCAUUCUAAUGGGCAAACGCGGACCUUUACACUCGGAUGUAUUGAUAAUCAGCAAUGUGGAACAAUUACGGCCGCAGGAGGCCCCGGAAUAGUCGGGCGAGGGAUCAAUGAACUUCAAACCGAUCACUGCCAUGAAUGUUGUGGAUCAGAUCAUUGUAAUAGCCGUCUGUGCAGUCACUUAAAACCGUCUGCAUGCAUUGAUGAUGCCAAAGUCGACUGUCCAUUUCUGAGCGGACUCUUCAACAUAUGCCAGGAUAUUCACCACGCCAAAACAGUUUGUCCUAAAUUCUGUCAAUUAUGUUCUUUAGUUGACGGAAAUUGGGCGGAAUGGUCCCAGUGGUCAGAAUGUGAUGUAACAUGCGAAACUGGACAACAGACAAGAAAGAGGACGUGCACAAAUCCGGCUCCUGAAAAUAAAGGCCUUGACUGUGAGGGGAACUCAACUGAUUUCAAAGUUUGUCUUAAGCAACCUUGUCCAGUCCAUGGUGGUUGGACACUUUGGUCCGAGUGGGAGAAGUGCUCAGUCACCUGUGAUGUUGGUAUUCAGAGAAGACAUCGGAACUGCUCGAAUCCCUAUCCUUCAAAAUACGGGGACCAUUGUUUCGGCGACACUUUGGAUGACAGAAUUUGCAUGCCGGGACCAUGCUCAAACGGUGGAUGGUCUACGUGGACUGGCUGGACAAGCUGCAGUUCGUCAUGUGGUGGAGGUUUGCGCUCUCACUCUAGAAGUUGUACAAAUCCAUGGCCUUCGACACUAGGGAAGUUUUGUGACGGCACUCCUUUUGAGAUGGAAUUGUGUAACACAAAAUCGUGUGGUACCUCAG